Molecule: messenger RNA, 3954 nt
Organism: Pimephales promelas (fathead minnow)
Lineage: Eukaryota; Metazoa; Chordata; Actinopteri; Cypriniformes; Leuciscidae
Source: RefSeq, a predicted model, not a curated record
AUGCCGGUGUUAGCGGCUGGAGUCCUGUCUCAGACGACUGGAUAUGGAUUAAUAUCGUCUGUAUUUAUUUAUCUCGGCCGCUUUAAUUAUGAAAAACACCGCUAAAUUUUAAUUUGUAACAGUGGAAAUAUCUAGAGUCGUUUAUUUAUUUAAUCGGAUGUGAUCUAAUGUGGAGGAUUUGACAGUGAUCUGCGCUUGGUGUAACUGUCAGGCUACUUAUUCUUUAACCCUCAUUGACCCUCACUGUAAGAGACUACAACACAGCCUUCAUCAUGCUGACGAGACUUUUCCGAAUCCACGGCCUCUUUGUGGCCUCCCAUCCUUGGGAAGUCAUUGUGGCUACUGUGACUCUCACCAUCUGCAUGAUGUCCAUGAACAUGUUCACUGGAAAUGAUGAGAUUUGUGGGUGGAACUUUGAUUGCCCCAAAUUAGAGGAGCAAAUCCUAAGCAGCGAUAUCAUUAUCCUGACAAUCACAAGAUGUAUAGCAAUCGUCUAUAUUUAUUUUCAAUUCCAAAAUCUUCGACAAUUAGGAUCCAAAUACAUAUUGGGCAUUGCAGGACUUUUCACAAUAUUCUCCAGUUUUGUGUUCAGCACGGUUGUGAUUCACUUCCUGGACAAGGAGCUGACAGGCCUCAAUGAGGCCUUGCCAUUCUUUCUGCUGUUGAUUGACCUCUCAAAAGCAUGUGCUCUGGCCAAGUUUGCUUUGAGUUCCAACUCACAGGAUGAGGUGAGAGAGAACAUUGCCAAAGGAAUGGCCGUUUUAGGACCUACUUUUACUCUUGAUGCCCUUGUGGAGUGCCUGGUGAUCGGUGUGGGAACAAUGUCAGGUGUGCGACAGCUUGAGAUCAUGUGCUGCUUUGGUUGUAUGUCUGUCCUGGCUAACUACUUUGUGUUCAUGACCUUCUUCCCGGCCUGUGUCUCUCUUGUGUUGGAGUUGUCCAGAGAAAGCAGGGAGGGACGACCCAUCUGGCAGCUGAGCCACUUCUCUAGAGUUCUGGAAGAGGAAGAAGACAACAAGCCUAACCCUGUCACACAAAGAGUCAAAAUGAUCAUGUCUCUUGGCCUGGUCAUGGUUCACGCUCAUAGCCGGUGGAUUGCCGAUCCCACGUCAAGUAAAGGAACUCUUGAUCUUCCUCAAGUUGGAGUGAGCCUGAAUGACAAUAUGCCCAAGAGGAUUGAACCAGACAUGCCCCUGUGGCACUUUUACAUGUCCAGGAUGAUCAGCAUGGACAUUGAGCAGGUGAUCACAUUGGGUCUCGCCCUAUUCCUGGCUGUGAAGUACAUUUUCUUCGAGCAAGUGGAGAUGGAAUCUACCCUGUCCCUGAAAGUUCCCACUCCAGGCUCCAUGCUCUCGCAGAAGUGGUCUCCUGAUCAGUGCUGUAGGAAAGAGGUUUCCUGUGCUAGCAAGCCUGAGAAAACCCCAACUCCCCUUCCUGUUGUUACCAAAGAGGAAAGAGAUUUAGUGAUUCGGCCCCUGCCUGUCCUGAAAGAGCCUGAGCAUAAAAGUAAUUUUGUUCUGGGAGAGGAUGAAACUCAGGAAAACGCUGAUGUUUCGGAGACUGCUAUCAGUGUACCUGCCGAACCUAGACCUGUGGAAGAUUGUCUGUCCAUUCUGAAAAACCAAGAUAUGGGCGCUCGGUACCUCAGUGAUGAGGAGGUGAUCGAUUUGGUGAACUCAAAGCACAUCCCAGCUUACAAACUGGAGGCCAUGAUGGAGACCCCUGAGAGAGGGGUGAUGAUCCGUAGAAAAAUGCUCUCCCCCAAAUUCCCAGAUCCCUCAGCUCUCUCCUGUCUGCCUUAUAAAGACUAUGACUACUCUAAGGUGAUGGGAACAUGUUGUGAGAACGUCAUUGGUUACAUGCCAGUCCCUGUGGGAGUUGCUGGUCCUCUGUUAUUGGAUGGAAAGCAGUUUCAGGUCCCAAUGGCAACAACUGAGGGCUGUCUAGUUGCCAGCACAAAUAGAGGCUGCAGAGCUAUAGCUUUGGGAGGUGGUGCAAGUAGCCGUGUUCUUGCAGAUGCAAUGACCAGAGGGCCGGUGGUGCGUCUUCCCUCUGCCUGUCAAGCGGCUGAAGUCAAGGCCUAUCUGGAGAGCGCUGAGGGCUUCAAGACCAUCAAGGAGUCCUUUGACCAGACCAGCAGGUUCGCACGAUUAGAGAAGCUUCUGAUUGGCUUGGCAAGUCGCAACCUGUACAUUCGAUUCCAGUCCAAAACUGGAGAUGCAAUGGGCAUGAACAUGAUCUCAAAAGGCACAGAACAGGCUCUCGCCAGGCUGAAGGAGGAAUUUCCAGAGCUUCAAGUUUUGGCUGUUAGUGGAAACUACUGUACUGACAAAAAACCGGCUGCUAUCAACUGGAUUGAAGGCAGGGGCAAAUCAGUGGUGUGUGAGGCCACCAUUCCAGCUAAAGUUGUCAAAGAGAUUUUAAAGACGUCGACUGCGGCUCUGGUAGAUGUGAACAUAAACAAGAACCUGGUUGGAUCUGCUAUGGCUGGAAGCAUCGGAGGUUAUAACGCUCACGCCGCCAACAUUGUAGCUGCUAUCUAUAUUGCUUGUGGACAGGACCCGGCGCAGACAGUGGGCAGCUCUAAUUGUAUCACUAUUAUGGAAGCCUCAGGCCACACCGGGGAGGAUCUUUAUAUCAGCUGUACUAUGCCCUCCAUUGAGCUGGGCACUGUGGGCGGAGGCACUAACCUUCCUCCACAGCAGGCCUGUUUACAGAUGUUAGGUGUUCUGGGUGCCUGUCAGGUGUGUCCGGGCGAAAAUGCCCGACAGCUUGCCAAGGUGGUGUGUGGGACCGUGCUUGCAGGAGAGCUGUCACUCAUGUCUGCACUUGCUGCCGGACACCUGGUGAAAAGUCACAUGACUCACAACAGAUCAAAAGUGAAUUUGCAAGAAGCUCCAGGAACAUGUACUAAGCAGGCAUCUUGAGACGUCGCCUAUUGAAGAGGCAAAGGGCCAUAAAGAAAGAUGAUCUCAUCUUCAAGGCACAAAUGAUUAGUCAUUUAGAUUAUUUUCAAGGACCGCAAAAUGAAUACAAACUUAUGACUGUUUAUGGUUUCCCUGAUUUGUUAAAGAGACUGGAUUAAUUUAAGACCGGAAUCAAGACCAGCUGUGUUUACAAGCUUAGAGUCUGUAUUUCUAAAUCAUAUCUGAGUUAAUAUUCCACAGCAGCCGGAACAUACAGAUAAAGAAGGCCAUAUAGCAUUAUUUGUUUUCUAAAAUCAAUGAAGUUCAGGUCACUUACAAGGCCACUGGAUGGUUUAAAGUGGAGAGAAUUUUGUACUUUAUUUUUAUUUGAUGGUGAUGGCAACUGGUAGCAUAUCUUUGUCAACUUGUUGCCAAACUGGACAGCAACAUUAGAAAGGGAAAGAGAAAGUUUACUUCUUUUCACUUAGAAAGGGAAAUGGCACAGGACAGUACUGACACAGAGAGGAGUUUAAAGUACUAUGAUACAUAGAUGGUAUACAUGUAGAAUAUUACAGAACGACUAUGGAAUUGCCAAACGCAGCCGUCAGCAGUGAUCGCAGUGUUUCUCGAGUCAGAAUGUACAUUCGUUUUUUUACUAUGACAGGAAUGUAUUGAAUGACUUGCGUAACUGAAAGGAGUAGUGCUACGGCAUGAUGGGACAGAAAUUUCAAAAGGUGCUAUGAGCCACAAUUCAGUUCUUUGUUCAAUUACUGAUUUCUUUGUGUUUGAACACUUACUGUAUUGGGUUUAUGUAACAAUACAUAACACAUUGCGUAUUUAUGAAGGUUUGAAAUGGCUUUUAUUAAGUUGGUUCUGUUUUUUAUGUCAUGGAAAAGAGUGGCAGAUGUUUAGAAAAGUAUGUUUCAUGCUCAAGACUGAAAGGAAGCUUGCUAUUUUUCCCCCAAAGGCACAAUUCAAAUUAUUAAAUAAAUAAUAAACUGCAAAGUUUUGUAUAUUUUUUUGUAAUAAAAGAAAAAAUAUAUAUAUA